AAAUCCAUUCACCAAACGCGCAAGCACAACGCAACCCCCUCUUUUAGCGUUCGAACAAAAUUAGGGUUUUCUCAACCCUAGGGUUUACCUUCUCUUCCCCUGUUCGAAAUUAGGCAAAUCAAAACAGAAACACGACUACAAAAAGAAGAAAAGAAGAAAAAGAAUCAAUCAUUCAUUGAUCGCUGAAACGGUACGAUGACAGGGAAGGCGAAGCCGAAGAAGCACACGGCGAAGGAGAUCGCGGCGAAGGUGGACGCGGCGACCACGAACCGCGGCGGCGGGAAGGCGGGUAUGAAGGACCGAACCGGGUUGGAGAAGGGCGGGCACGCGAAAUACGAGUGCCCUCACUGCAAGGUGACGGCGCCGGACGUGAAAUCGAUGCAGAUCCACCACGACGCGCGUCACCCUAAGAUCCCCUUCGAGGAGGACAAAGUUGUCAAUCUUCACGCCACCACCAGCGUUCCCGAGUCCUCCAAGCCUCGCCCCGGUGUUCGCGGAAGCCUUAAGAAGUGAUCUCAAUCGAUCGUUGGAAUCGUUAUGGCCCCUCCUUCAUUCGUAGUUCUCAAUCUCUUUUUUUUCUUUCUUUUUCUUUUUAUUUUGUUGCCUAAGUUGACGUUGUUGAGUAUUUUGGAAGUGGGUUUUUUAAGGGAAGGGGUUAUGAGGAUGAUGCCGUGUAUGAAGGGGCAGAGAAGGUUUUUUUUUUAUAUUCUCUUAUUGAGAAUUGAGAACGAGAUUUUUAACUGAACCCUUCUUUUUAAGGAUGGAAUAUGUAUAUUGUUCCAUAUAAUGGAAGUUAAAGUGGUGUUGUUGACCUACUACUACCA
Molecule: messenger RNA, 824 nt
Organism: Glycine soja
Lineage: Eukaryota; Viridiplantae; Streptophyta; Magnoliopsida; Fabales; Fabaceae
Product: protein METHYLENE BLUE SENSITIVITY 1-like
Exons: 1
Coding region: 196-513 (105 amino acids)
Source: RefSeq, a predicted model, not a curated record